Molecule: messenger RNA, 402 nt
Organism: Ctenocephalides felis (cat flea)
Lineage: Eukaryota; Metazoa; Arthropoda; Insecta; Siphonaptera; Pulicidae
Product: B lymphocyte-induced maturation protein 1 homolog
Exons: 1
Biological process (GO): regulation of transcription by RNA polymerase II
Cellular component (GO): nucleus
Molecular function (GO): DNA-binding transcription factor activity, RNA polymerase II-specific; RNA polymerase II cis-regulatory region sequence-specific DNA binding
Source: RefSeq, a predicted model, not a curated record
AUGAAUGAUCAGGCAAUUAAAAUUGAACCACCAGAAUAUUCACCAGAAGACAUUAAACUCGAAAUGGAGGAUGGAUUUGAUGAUCAUGAUGUUACUGUUAAAUCUGAAUCGUGUUCUGAAGAUGGUGAUACGUGUUUAGAAAGAUUCAUGAAUUCUGAGGUUACAAUUGAAGAAGAAGUCAAACAGGAGUUAGUUGAAACAUCAACUUAUGAAUGUGACGUUUGCAAUAGUGGGGUACGUCCCCAUGAAUGCGAUAUAUGCAAAAAGAAAUUUACACAAUCAGGUAGUCUGAAACGUCACAUUCUGAUACACAGUGGGGUACGUCCCCAUGAAUGCGAUAUAUGCAAAAAGAAAUUUACACAAUCAGGUAGUCUGAAACGUCACAUUCUGAUACACAGUGGG